AAUAUCAACUCUUUACUGACAAAGUAAAAGGUGACGAUGCUUAUGGGGAAUGUUAUAAAAAGGGUAUGAUGCUUGCUGUCACCAAUGACGAGAAUGAUUAUAAUCGCAUAGUUGACAUGAUCAAAGCCCAGGGACAAGAUAAGAACAGUUUCUGGUUUGGUAUGAGGAAGAUCGACGGUGACGUCAAAACCAUUUAUGGAAAUGCUGGUUACCAAGUAUUUGCACCUAACGAACCUAGUGGUAAUGGCGACUGUAUCGAUCUUUGGGAGAAACAUGACUUCAAGUACGACGACCUCGGCUGUGGAACAAAGCUAAUGUACGUAUGUGAGCCCCUAGAUUGUGACAUUGCUGCAAUGCUACCCAAAUACAAACUAAUUACAAUGAAGAACCCCCGCGAAGAGUCAAUUCAAGCAUGCGAAUCGGCUGGCAUGGUACUUGCUAGAGACGAGUGUGAAAUAUCACAUGCUAUCAUGACAUUCAAGAUACGGUCACUUGGGUUCUAUGACAUGAGUUUUCACAUUGAUGCAAUCAAAAGUGGUUCUAACGUGGUAUCAAAUGAUGGCACUAUUCUGGAUUAUCAACCCUUUGCAAAGGGGCAACCUGAUGGAAAUGGUGACUGUCUAUAUUUAUGGAAAUCAAAAGGAUAUCAAUGGGACGAUGACAAAUGUAGUACGAAGAUGGGAUACGUAUGCUACGAUGAAUCUGCUGUGAGCACACCUAUAUUUGACAACCAAUACCGCAUAUUCACUGAUAAGAAGAAGUACAGAGAAGCAGCCAAGUCCUGCAUGGAUCAGGGUAUGAUGCUAACUGACUUGAGAGAUGAGAAUGUUCAUUAUACUAUACUUGAAAAAAUGCAACAACAAGGUAUUACCAAUCAAAAUAUCUGGAUUGGCCCCAGAACCGUUGGCAGUCUGCUAUUGACAAUGAGUGGUUCCAUGGCUACAUAUCAACCAUUUGCUAAGGGUGAGCCUAAUGGUGAUGGACCAUGUGUACAUCUUUGGAAUAAUUACAACGGCGAGAAAAUAAAUGAUGUAUCGUGUAACAACGCUUACAUGUAUAUCUGUGAAGUGCAAGAUGAUGCAAUGAAAAACAUGGUGGGACUACUUGAUAGCCUCGAUGUGAAUGAACAAAAAGUUAAGUGGGACGAAUCUGGUCCUGCAUGUGCCAACAAAGGUAUGCAAUUAGCCAAAGACAAUAGCCAAGUUGCUCACAUGAGUCUACUGAAUAAACUACUGCUUGAAGAUGUCAAUAAGGACAUGUGGAUCGAUGUCCGUAAGCAAGGUUCUGAUAUUAUUUCCAGUGACGGGCAAGUACAGAGUUAUACAGCGUUUCACACUGGUCAGCCAGACGGUAACGGAGAUUGUAUCCAUUUGUGGUCAGCUCACAAACACCAAUGGGACGAUGAUAGUUGUACCAGGACUAAAGGCUACAUAUGUGAAGAAGGUAAGACAACUAUUUGCAGGAAAUCAAAAGGAUAUCAAUGGGACGAUGACAAAUGUAGUACGAAGAUGGGAUACGUAUGCUACGAUGAAUCUGCUGUGAGCACACCUAUAUUUGACAACCAAUACCGCAUAUUCACUGAUAAGAAGAAGUACAGAGAAGCAGCCAAGUCCUGCAUGGAUCAGGGUAUGAUGCUAACUGACUUGAGAGAUGAGAAUGUUCAUUAUACUAUACUAGAAAAGAUGCAACAACAAGGUAUUACCAAUCAAAAUAUCUGGAUUGGCCCCAGAACCGUUGGCAGUCUGCUAUUGACAAUGAGUGGUUCCAUGGCUACAUAUCAACCAUUUGCUAAGGGUGAGCCUAAUGGUGAUGGACCAUGUGUACAUCUUUGGUAA
This is a messenger RNA of Saccoglossus kowalevskii, 1835 nucleotides long. Its product is annotated as macrophage mannose receptor 1-like. NCBI's taxonomy places the organism in Eukaryota, Metazoa, Hemichordata, Enteropneusta, Harrimaniidae. The record is from RefSeq and is a predicted model, not a curated record.